GCAAGGUUGCUCAGCCUGCAGCUGUGCUUGAGCUAUAAAAGCCCGUGGACUGCCCCAGUGCAGACACCAGGAGAGCUCCCAUUGUCCAAGGGGUGCUGAGAAGAUGAUGCUCUGGGAGUUCCUGCUGUUGCUGCCCCUGCUUGCAGGAAGCUCAGGUCUGGACUGCAUUGAGAUACCGGGGUCAUUAAAGCAGAUUGAUGUCGGGAUUGGGCAGGUGUUUGGAGUGAACAGCGCGGGCAAUAUUUACACGCUGCAUGGAAACAGCUGGGCCCAGGUGCCAGGCUCCUUGAAACACGUCACGGUUGGUCCUGCCGGAGUCUGGGGUGUGAACAACAACAACAACAUUUAUAAGCUGGUGGGAGGAAGCUGGCAACAGGUCACAGGGCUGCUCAAGCAAAUUGAUGCGGGUGGAGACAUGUUCGUCGCUGGUGUCAACAUGCAUGAUGACAUCUACUGUCUGUCUCGUCCAGCAACGGUCUCUGUGAACAGUAACUCUGCCUUGCCCUGGGUCAAUAUUGCAGGAAAGCUGAAGUACUACAGCUGUGGUAUGGGGGGCUGCUGGGGAGUUAACUCAGCUGACGAUAUCUAUUUCCGGUUUGAUGUCACCCCGGAUCCUUGUGCAGGAUCCAGGUGGGAGCACGUUCCAGGCAAACUGUCCAUGAUUGAGGUCGGGACCGAAGGCUCUGUCUACGGCGUGAACAGUGCAGGACAAGUAUAUCGCAGGGAUGGAAUCACUAAAAGCAACCCCGUCGGCACCACCUGGACCCAGGUGGCCAGCUUCAUCUGCAACUGCAAACAUGUGUCCUAUGACCUGGGCCUGCUGUGGCUUAUCACUGACCAGGGCAAGAUUGUGAAAUGCCGGAUCUAAAUGAGACUCCCCCGACCAUCUCAGCCUCACAGUGAUUAACAGUGUCCAUUUAAACUCUCUCUCUCUCUCAAUCUCCCUCAGUGCUUAAUUUGUACCAGUGUGAGCUGAGCCCUGGCACCU
This is a messenger RNA of Gopherus evgoodei (Goodes thornscrub tortoise), 988 nucleotides long. RefSeq names its product fish-egg lectin-like. NCBI's taxonomy places the organism in Eukaryota, Metazoa, Chordata, Testudines, Testudinidae. The transcript has 4 exons. Bases 104 to 868 code for a protein of 254 amino acids. The record is from RefSeq and is a predicted model, not a curated record.